Microthlaspi erraticum is the source of this 789-nucleotide messenger RNA. Lineage: Eukaryota; Viridiplantae; Streptophyta; Magnoliopsida; Brassicales; Brassicaceae. The record is from the annotation of a GenBank genome assembly.
AUGCCUCGUUAUGACGAUCGUCACGGAAGCACACGACUCUAUGUUGGCCACCUUUCCUCUCGAACACGGACGCGUGAUGUUGAACGUCUCUUUAGCAAAUAUGGAAGAGUACGAGAUGUGGAUAUGAAGCGUGACUUUGCCUUUGUCGAUUUUAGCGAUCCACGUGAUGCUGAUGAUGCGAGAUACCGCUUAGAUGGAAGGGACUUUGAUGGCAGCCGCAUUGUUGUGGAGUUUGCAAAAGGGACACCGCGUAGUUCUGGUUCUGGUUCCGGUUCCCGAGAAAUAUCUUCAAGCAGAGGACCACCUCCAGGAAGUGGGCGUUGCUUCAACUGUGGUCUUGAUGGACACUGGGCUAGAGACUGCACUGCUGGUGACUGGAAGAACAAAUGCUAUCGAUGUGGCGAUAGAGGUCACAUUGAGAGGAAUUGCAACAACAGUCCCAAGAAGCUCAAGCGGGACCAAAGUUACUCGAGAUCACCUGUUAGGUCUCGAUCUCCUCCUCGUCGUAGAAGAAACCGCAGCAGAAGCAGAAGCCGAAGCAGAAGCUACAGUCGCUCAAGAUCCCCGGUUAGGACUGAAAAGGACCGAUCUCCUGAACCAGCCGCCAGGAGCGGAAGCCCUGAACCAACGGUCCAUAACUCUCCUCCCAUCAAGGACAUGAAGCGUAGCUCAAGUCCGGUUGAAGACAGUCCAAUGCUUGAGAACAAUGGUCUAAGCCCGAAAGGUCAAGAUAACGGUGAUGCAACCAAUGGACUAGACCACACUCCCAGAGACGAAGCCAGUCCUUAA